GCACACACGAUGGGAUUUCCAUCCUCUCCGGCGCGCAGGAUACACCAGGUAGUUGGGAAGAGAGCGGAGACAAGUGUGGGAAGCCGUGGAGGACUUAAGCUUUUCCCUGGGUUUUCCAGCUGAGUCGCACCUCCAAGAUGAUGAGUUACUACAUGGACACGACCAUCGGCAGUGCAGCCCCUUAUCCUUUGGCUCGGCCUGGAGUGAUGAAGGCGGGAGCCGCCGGUGCCUGCGAGGAUCCCUGGGUGAGCUGUGGCUUCCAGGCCUCCUGCUGCCCCCCCCGGCCCUGCUGCCCGCUGUGGGACGAGCCCAGCACGCAGGAGGUGCCCACGGGGCUGGAGCACUACGGCACAGACAUGGAAUGUGCCGAUGUGCCUUUAUUAACUCCCAGCAGCAAGGAAAUGAUGUCCCAGGCAUUGAAAGCCACGUUCAGUGGCUUCGCCAAGGAGCAGCAGCGGCUGGGAAUUCCCAAAGAUCCCCAGCAGUGGACGGAGACGCACGUGCGGGACUGGGUGAUGUGGGCGGUCAACGAGUUCAGCCUCAAGGAGGUGGAUUUCCAGAAGUUCUGCAUGAAUGGAGCUGCCCUCUGUGCCCUGGGCAAGGAGUGCUUCCUGGAGCUGGCGCCUGACUUUGUGGGAGACAUCCUUUGGGAACAUCUGGAGAUCCUGCAGAAAGAAGAGGUAAAACCAUACCCAGCAAACGGAGCGAACACAACGUAUCCCGAAUCCCGCUACACCUCCGACUACUUCGUUAGUUAUGGCAUUGAACACGCCCAGUGUGUGCCUCCCUCGGAGUUCUCGGAGCCCAGCUUCAUCACAGAGUCCUACCAGACCCUGCACCCCAUCAGCUCCGAGGAGCUGCUGUCCCUCAAGUACGAGAGCGACUAUCCCUCGGUCAUCCUGCGGGACCCGCUGCCCGCGGACCCCCUGCAGACAGACUACUUCAGCAUCAAGCAGGAGGUGGUCACACCAGACAACAUGUGCAUGGGACGUGCCAGCAGAGGCAAACUGGGAGGCCAGGACUCCUUCGAGAGCAUCGAGAGCUACGACAGCUGUGACCGGCUGACGCAGUCCUGGAGCAGCCAGUCCUCCUUCCAGAGCCUGCAGCGCGUCCCGUCCUACGACAGCUUCGACUCCGAGGACUAUCCCGCCACCCUGCCCAGCCACAAGCCCAAGGGCACCUUCAAGGACUAUGUUCGGGAUCGGGCCGACAUGAACAAGGACAAGCCCGUCAUUCCUGCUGCUGCCCUGGCUGGAUACACAGGCAGUGGACCCAUCCAACUGUGGCAAUUCCUGCUGGAACUGCUCACUGACAAGUCCUGUCAGUCCUUCAUCAGCUGGACGGGCGAUGGCUGGGAAUUCAAACUCUCUGACCCAGACGAGGUGGCCAGGAGAUGGGGCAAGAGGAAAAACAAGCCCAAGAUGAACUACGAGAAGCUGAGCCGGGGGCUGCGUUAUUACUACGACAAGAACAUCAUCCACAAGACGGCGGGGAAGCGCUACGUGUAUCGCUUCGUGUGCGACCUGCAGAGCCUGCUGGGCUACACCCCCGAGGAGCUGCACGCCAUGCUGGACGUCAAACCCGAUGCUGACGAGUGAAGAGGACCCAGGGCCACCCCCGUCCUCCUGGAGAGCCUUUGGGACUGUGUUGGUGCAUUUUUUCCCCGCCUUUUUUGCUGUUCUUUUUGCCGUUCGUUACGUUGUGUUUUUUUCGGGAGCGACUCGGAUUUGAUGCUUUGAGGGGGUCGGGUGGAGGAAGAGGCAAACUUUUGGCCAAAGUUUGGUUCAGAGUUAGGAUGGGCUUUGUGGUUGUUUCCUGCAAGCUCCAAGACAGGCCUUUUUUGGGGCGAAAUUCUCUCCAUUCAUUACGUUGUUUUUUUUUUCAAGAGCGACUCAGAUUUGAUGCUUUGAGGGUGUUGGGGGAGAGGGUGGAGGAAGAGCCAAAUUUUGGCCAGUUUGGUUCAGAGAAGGAUGGGCUUUAUGGUUGUUUUCUGCAAGCUCCAAGACAGGCUGUUUUGGGGUGAAAUUCUGAGUUUAAGAAAGCCAGAAAAAUGUAGCUCAUUUAAAAAAACCAACAACCCUCUCCCCACCCUUUGCUGUUUAGAAAAAAUAUGAUGAAAUGGAUCCCUGUGGUUGUUCACCCAAACUGACAGUUGAAGAAAUGACAAUAUUCCCAAGGAUUUCAGGAUUUUCAACUUUUUUUGGGGGGGUUGGGGAGGGGAAAAACCAACUGGGUGAAUAUUCCUGCUUCGGGGAGGGGCAAUAUAGGAAAAACACAAGAACUGUUGUUCUUGUUCCAUCACUUUUCUGUCCAUUGUCUUCUUUUCUACAAGAGACAGAUUUUUUUUUUUCCUAGGAGGGAUC
Molecule: messenger RNA, 2363 nt
Organism: Pipra filicauda (Wire-tailed manakin)
Lineage: Eukaryota; Metazoa; Chordata; Aves; Passeriformes; Pipridae
Gene: ETS1
Product: ETS proto-oncogene 1, transcription factor
Exons: 10
Coding region: 138-1598 (486 amino acids)
Biological process (GO): regulation of transcription by RNA polymerase II; cell differentiation
Cellular component (GO): nucleus
Molecular function (GO): DNA-binding transcription factor activity, RNA polymerase II-specific; sequence-specific DNA binding
Source: RefSeq, a predicted model, not a curated record